This is a messenger RNA of Labeo rohita (rohu), 5294 nucleotides long. RefSeq names its product Ets2 repressor factor like 3 (gene erfl3). The coding region runs from base 543 to 2555 and encodes 670 amino acids. The transcript has 5 exons. Lineage: Eukaryota; Metazoa; Chordata; Actinopteri; Cypriniformes; Cyprinidae. Gene Ontology annotation, cellular component: nucleus. Gene Ontology annotation, biological process: regulation of transcription by RNA polymerase II; cell differentiation. Gene Ontology annotation, molecular function: DNA-binding transcription factor activity, RNA polymerase II-specific; sequence-specific DNA binding. The record is from RefSeq and is a predicted model, not a curated record.
AGAGAGAGAAAUGGGGGGAGGAGACAGCGAGUAGUUUCAGACUAGGGAGAGUGGAGGAAGGAAAAAAAGUCGGUGUGAAAGAGAGAAUGGGAAACUGACUGAUAUACUGCGAAUGGCGAGCCUCGGGAGAGCAGAUGACAAACUAACACAAGGAUAAAAUGUUGCGAGAAUCAUCAACUGGGAACAAGAGCGCGCGCGUGUAACAGAGAGACGCUGAGUGCUGCUUUUCUGCCGUGUUGGGAUUGUAUCGAUCGCUCCCGGGACAGAAGGGAAAGCGCUGUUUCGGAACUCCGUUGCACCCCGUCCCGUCGCGCCAGUGGAAGUACUGAGCCGCUUUCCCAAACUCAGCGCUGUCGGUCGGCGGGUUUAGAGGGAUCGUGUAAAGAGGCCAGAACGCGUACAGCGGGAGCAACAAGAGCGCUGAACAUUGGACAAAAGUUUGGCCUUUUGGAGACGGGGGUGCGGGAGAGGCCGAGUCUCGCCACUGCUGAACUGACAACUUAACCCAGCUUGCUGUGUUUUAGGGGCAGAUAACUUUCACCAUGAAAACCCCGGGGGACGCGGGGUUUGCGUUCCCAGACUGGGCCUAUAAGCCCGAGUCCAGUCCUGGCUCCAGACAGAUCCAGCUGUGGCACUUUAUCCUAGAGCUGCUGAGGAAGGAGGAGUAUCAUGAUGUGAUUGCCUGGCAGGGAGAUUACGGGGAGUUUGUGAUCAAAGACCCUGAUGAGGUGGCAAGGCUGUGGGGUGCCCGCAAGUGCAAGCCUCAGAUGAACUAUGACAAACUCAGCAGAGCUCUCAGGUAUUAUUACAACAAGAGAAUUCUACAUAAAACUAAAGGAAAACGCUUCACCUACAAGUUUAAUUUCAACAAGCUGGUCCUGGUCAACUACCCUUUCAUUGACAUGGGGUCUGCAGGAGCGGCUGUACCUCAAAGUGCUCCACCAGUGCCUACAGGUCCCCAUUUCCGUUUCCCUCCCACCACUCCUUCAGACAUGCAGGUGUCAGAGGUGCUGCGGUCCCCCAGCAGCGAGGAACUGCGCAGUCCUGGGAUGUUCAGUGGCCGCCGUAUUGCCCGUGGGUCGGUCUCUGACUGCAGCGAUGGAACUUCUGUCAACUCUGAGAUCGAGGAUGGGAACGGAGGUGCGGCAGAGGAGAGAGUGACGGAAAGAGUGGCUGAGAGAGGAGGAGGAGGUGGCGGUGGUGGCGGCGGCGGCGGUGGUUUCCGAGGUGCCGUCCACCCUCGUCUGUCUCACGAGGCGAUGUUCAGGAUGUACGGUGGACAUGGCGGUCACAGAGGUCAUCGAGUGUCAGAGGUUGGCGGACACAGGGUUCAUCCCGAGCCUCUCUCGCCAUUCACCGUGUCGCCUUUGCCCGGUCCGGGAGGUCCAGGUCUACUGGCGCCACCUCUCUCGCCGGCGCUCUCCAUGACCCCAGGUUCUCACCUGGCCUACACACCCUCCCCUACCCUGUCGCCCAUGCCUGGUUCUAUCUUCUCCUUCAACCCUGAAGACAUGCAGCGCUACCUGCAGGCUCACACUCAGAGUGUCUACAAUUACCACCUGAGCCCUCGUGCCUUCUUUCAUUAUCCAAACAUCAUUGUUCCUCAGCCUCAGCGCCCCGACAAAGGCAUGCCCGGACCCCAGGGCUGUGAACGCGGCCCUGCCGAGAGGCCUUCGGUGCUUAACAGUCAUCACUCCACCCUCCCGCCGCCUCACGCUCACCCUAUUCACCAUCACUUGGGGGAGGAGCAACACCAUUCUCCAUUCAAGUUCAAGCUCCAGCCUCCCCCACUGGGCCGAAAACAGCGUGACAGUCAGGGUCGACAGGGCUCGCUGUCCUCCUCAUCUACAUCCGGACUGGGCUCCUCAUUGUCGUUUGGGAGUGACCUCAGUUCAGCCAGCGGAUCGGGACUAGUGUCCAACUCCUCCUCAACGGGCUCACUAAACAGCGCUGGCUUGCCCAAGAUUAAGGUUGAGCCCAUAUCUGACAUUGAAUCCGAAGAGGAAGUCGAAGUGACUGACAUCAGUGAUGAAGAAGCUGACGAAAGAGAUGAAGAGUUUGACGUUUUCCCCUCUCACUACCACAAACACCGUCAUCAUCACCAUCAACACCAUAACCAUUAUCCUCCCAACCAAAAGCACCAACAGCCCAACGGCACAGAUGCCGCUCUCCACCCAGAUGAGGACUUGGAAGAGGAGGUGUUCAAAGCCCCCGCCCCUCCACCCUUCUUCAUCCCUCCCACCUCAUCCUCAGGUGACAGUCGCCGGAGCGUGAAGAGCGAACCCGUGGAGCCCGCGGACAUGCAGCUGGCCUCCGGCGGCCUGCCGCAAUCCAACUCCCAGUGCAUCCCACUGAAGCUCCGGUUCAAGCGCCGCUGGGACCAAGACCAGCACAUGGAAGAGGCGGAGGACAAGAAAGUCAGAGGAGAAGAGAGGAACGGGACGGUGGAGGAGAGCGGAGAAGCAGAGAGCCCACCUCCUCUCGCUCACCACAGAGUGAGCGCCGAGCUCCACCGAGCCACGGCGCAACUGUCACUGGAGAACAAGGAGUGCUGAUACGCAUCGACACACGUAGACGACUGCUGAUACACAACUCUACAACUGCUGAUGGACCCACUCACACACGUGACUGCUGAUACUGACAACGGUAAUACUGACACGUCCACUGCACACUUAGACUAACUGACCCUCACUUAAUCGAAUCCCGUUUCCCCGCCGAGGGGCUCGCCAGCACACGUUCCAGUACAUCUCAUCGUGACCGCUACGAGGAAUGAGUUCACCCACGUGCCCCAGCGACCCUCAGGAGUCAUGAACUUUGACCUUUGGCACUAGAGAAUAUUUUAUAUUUUUAGAAGAGAAGUUUAUUUUGCAAAGUGCCUGUGAGCUAUCCCUCAAAACCCAACAAAGAGAACAUCAAAGACUGCUCUGGUUUGAGGGACUUGAUCUUCUUCUCCAGCAGCCCAGCAUUAGGAUAUUCCUCAGCGACAGACUGCGAUUUGGUGGGAUACAAAUGCACAGAAAGUCACAAACAGACACUGUUCGAAAACCAGCCUGGUCAGAAGUCCGAACCCUCAGGGACAAAAUCCCUCAACACACACACACACUCAAACACGACCCCUUUCUUAUUCCCUGUAUGAAGCGUGUGCGUCUGAGUGUGUGUGUUUCGAAAAUCUAGCUGUGUGUAAGUUCUCAGGAUAUCUCCCUCUUUUCCUCCUUUCCACCUUUCCUUUUCUCCUUUUCUAUCCAAACCAGCUCACCUUAAAACUCUCGCUCUAUCUUCCGUUCUUUUUUUCCCUCUCUGGGACCAUACCUGAAUCGCUUUCAUUCCGUCUAGGACGAAAUGACUGGGGCGUAAUGCGGUUCAGAGACCACACUCCUAAAACUUAUAAACGGCUAGUUCCUUAGUUGGUUAGUCUUCGACAGUCUACAUUCGGGAGUUUAUAGCAAGCUUCCCUUGUAUAGUCAGUACUUCAGUGUGAACUAAACCAGCAUCCCAGACACACACAAGCUUGUACAGUGAAACUAGACCAACUGGGACUCAAUAUUUAACUAUUUUGGCACUUGAUGAUGUACCCUUUAGAUCAAGUGCCGGUCCUGAUUAACUUUCUACAGCCAUGAGAUCUGAACUGGGGAGGUGAAAUAGCAGUUUCAAUCCGUAAUCCCGAACAUUUACAUACUUAAGCAUAGGAAGAUAGUAGUGGCCAGAAGUCGCUCUCUUGCAUACACACACACAUUCUCACACACUGCCUCUUAUGCCUUGUUUUAAUAGCAUGAAAAGAAGAAAAAAGAACAGUAUACACUCAAUAUACCUUUAUAUAUUAUGUGUUACACAUAUAAACGGAAAGCAUAGCAUUAACAGAUAUAUCAGGGGGUUUUGUAAGCGAUUUUGUUUUGAGAGGAAGAUUGACUCUUCUCUUUGGGUAAGGGAGGAAAGUGUUGCUUUAUCACGUUAAUGAAAGGUGGGGCAGAGGAGCGAAUACUAAAUUGUACACAAGACUCUAACAAAGCACGAGAGCUUUGCACCACGGAUGAUGUGGCACAUUAGGUUCUUUAACCAGCACGCACCUCCUCAACAUCCUGUUCUUACUGCCACAACUGAUGUGUGUGUGUGUGUGUGUGUGUGUGUGUGUGUGUGUGUGAGAGAGUGUGUAUGUGUGUGUGUUUGACAGAGGCUGCAGGUCUCUGUGCAUGUAUGUCACACCACACCCAAGGCUGUAAUUCGUUUGAAACCUUGCAUCAUGAACCUCAUAAACCUGUGCACUAAAGCCCUGUGGAAGUCGAGCACACAAAGGGGUGGCCAGUCGGACACUAGCCAUGAUAUAAUGGUUUCCCAGUGACAGGAAAGAGAUAUAUCACGGCUGUCUCUAACACCUGAAAUAAUACAUUAGACAACAUUGAACUGGCAACGGUGUCACCUGCUCAAAGUUUUGGACUCUUUCUAAGCUGCCUUAUUCCUGUAAUCAGAUCUCCUCCUGCGUUCUUAUUCGACGAGUCAAGUCUUUGUACUUGUUUUACCUCAAAAUUGAACAAAAUUGAGACGGGGUGAGCAGUAUUGACCAGUGCGGUCCGUAAACGUUUGUUUGGGCACAAAGCGAGUGCGUUGUUUUUCUUUAGGAGGGACUUUAUUCUCUUAGGCUGCUCUCGUUGGUUAUCCCAGGAUGUCACGUUUUCUUUUACUUUUUUGCUCGUUUAUCUGCUCUCUGAUGUCAAUGUUGCUGUUCAUCCUAAUUAUUAUUAGUUAUUAUCAUAUUUCGUUGACAUUUUUCUUCUCCUCAUGUUGUAGUCAUGAUAACAUUGUAUACAAUACUGUAAGAGAUCCUUUUAAGAAUGUUUCCCCCACCCCUGCCUUCCCACGAGCAACCCGACAGUGUGUUUAGUGUAACAUUUAAAAUUUUGUAAAUUAACGUUGAACUGUAACUUUAAUAUAGGUGGUUAUUGUGGAGAGAUGUAGGAUGGAGGAAGGGCAUUCGGGGGGAGGAUCGGGCUUAUGAUUUGAACUCGAGUCACGUCAUGUAAUUGUUAUUUUGUAGUGUUACUGAUUUCUUGCUCUUGUAAAUUUUUCAUCUGGGGAUUGUAUGAUUUUAAAAGAUAUAUUGUGUAUUGUUUUAUUGUGUAUAAGUCUCUAUCUCUCUCACUUUCUUUCUCAAGAUUUAUUUCUGUGGUUCCAUAAUUCAUAAUAACAGGUUUUAAUACCAUGAUGUAACAUUUUAAUUCCUCCUUUAUUCAUUUUUUUGUGUUCUUUUUCAGAAUUGUAAUUAAAAUGUAAUCAGGGUCAAUUAAACUGGUUAAAAGCCA